AACAAUCAGUAGCGGAAGUGGAGCCUCUACUUUGAGGAUAAAGACAGUACCAACCCAGGCCCCCAACAGUAUUUCUAUGAAGACAGAUGGGUCCAUGUGGGAGCCUCCUACAUUCAGCAGUGGAAAAGGAACCUCUACUUUACGGCAAAAGAAAUCAAAAACACCAGCCCGUAUGAAGACUGACGAGUCCAUGUGGGAACCUUCUACAAUCAGCAGUGGAGAAGGACCCGCCAAUGCAUGUGCACAAAAGAAGACUGAAAACAUUUCAAAGAAAAAGCUUGAAAAUAUAUUCAAGGAAGUGGAGCAGAAAAUCAUUUCUACAGUGAAGGAUGAGCUGAAAAGAUUUAAGAAGCUACUUCAUCCAGAUUACUCAGCAUGCUGUGAGAAAGAGGUGGAAGACGAAGAGGAUCAGCGUAGUGGCAGAAUAGGAGCCUUAAAGCUCACUCUGUAUGUCCUGAAGAGCAUGAAUCUGGCAGAUCUAGCUGACACGUUACAAACCAAACUGACCCCUCCUUGUCAACAAAAGCUCAAAUUAAAACUGAAGGAUAAAUGUCAGAAAAUCAAUGAAGGAAUUUCAACUGAAGGAAACUCAGCACUUCUGAAUGAGAUCUACACAGAGCUAUACAUUACCGAAGGUAUGAGUGGUGAUGUCAACCAGCAGCAUGAGGUGAGACAGAUUGAAACAGCAUCCCGGAAAAUGGCAAGAGAGGAGACGCCCAUCAAAUGCAGUGAUAUCUUUAUACCUUUAUCAGGGCAGGAAAAGCCCAUCAGAAUUGUACUCACCAAAGGAGUUGCUGGAAUUGGAAAAACUGUCUCUGUACAGAAGUUUAUUUCGGAUUGGGCUGACGGAAAAGCAAAUCAGGAUGUCAUCUUCAUGUUUCCACUUCCUUUCAGAGAACUGAAUAUGCUGAAAAAUAAAAAACUCAGUCUCAUUAAUCUUCUUCAUUGUUUCUUCCCAGAAACACACAAAUUGAAUCCAAAGCACUAUAUACACUACAAAGUCAUUUUUAUCUUUGAUGGUCUGGAUGAGUGUCUGCUGCCGCUAGACUUUCAGAACAAUAUGAGCUUGAGGGAUGUAGAAGUGCCAUCCACAGUGGAUGAGUUGCUGACAAAUCUCAUCAAUGGGAAUCUAUUCCCCUCUUCUCUUAUCUGGAUAACGUCUCGACCUGCAGCAGCCAAUCAGAUCCCUCCUGAAUUUGUUGACAGGCUAACAGAAGUGCGAGGCUUUAGUGACCCACAGAAACAGGAGUACUUCAUGAAGAGAAUUAAUGAUCAGAGCCUGGCUAGCAAAAUUAUCACACAUGUCAGGCUAUCAAGAAGCCUCUACAUCAUGUGCCACAUACCUGUCUUCUGUUGGAUUGCAUCAACUGUUUUAGAGAGAAUGUUGGGUAAAGCAGAAAGUGGGGAGAUUCCCAAAACACUGACUCAGAUGUUCUCACACUUCCUCAUAUUUCAGAUCAAACACGACACCGAGAAGUACAGAGGCAAAAGUGAGAUUGAUCCUCAGCAGACUAAAGAAACCAUUCUUGCACUAGGAAAAUUGGCUUUCCAACAGCUUGAAAAAGGGAACUUGAUCUUCUAUGAGGAAGACCUGAAAGAGUGUGGUAUUAGUAUCCAAGAAGCAACAGAGUACUCAGGGGUGUGCACCCAAAUCUUCAAAGAAGAAUUUGGUGUGCACCUGGGAAAGGUGUUUAGCUUUGUACAUCUAAGCAUUCAGGAGUUCCUUGCUGCUUUGUAUGCAUUUCUGUGCUUUGUCAGCAAAAACCAUUUGACCACUGAACUCUCUAAACAAAACACUGAACUCUCUGAACUUUUCCGCCAGUCAACAAUCACUGGCUUCCUCAACAGUGCAGUUAAGAAGGCCUUACGAAGUGAAAACGGGCACCUGGACCUUUUCCUCCGGUUUCUUUUGGGUCUGUCACUGGAGUCCAAUCAGACUCUCUUACGAGGCAUCCUGACGAACACAGGCAGUAGCAGUCACAGCAAAAAGGAAACAAUCACAUACAUCAAAGACAAGAUUAAGGAAACUGCAUGUCCAGAGAAAUCCAUCAAUUUGUUUCACUGUUUGAAUGAACUAAAUGAUCAAUCUCUAGUGCAGGAUGUACAAGAAUACCUUCACAGAGAAGGCAGCCAUUCCCUCCACGAAGUCAGGCUCUCUCCUGCUCAAUGGUCAGCUCUGGUGUUUGUGUUGCUGCACUCAGUGGAAGAGCUAGAUAUGUUUGAUCUGAGCAAAUAUGACCCAUCAGAGGAAUGUUUUUUGAGGCUUUUGCCAGUAGUAAAAGCAUCUAGAAAAGUUGUACUAUCUGGCUGUAAUCUCACCACAAACUCCUGUGAAAAGCUAGCAUCAGUUCUGCAGUCAACAAACACUCCAAUGAAAGAACUGCACAUAAGUAACAAUAACUUGCAUCAUUCAGAGGUGGAACUUCUCGCUGCCGGACUAAGGAGUGCGCAUUGUAAACUGGAGACACUCAGACUAACUGGCUGUAGCCUUACUACAAACUCCUGUGAAGAACUAAAAAUAGCUCUACAGUCAGCAGGCUCCCCGCUGCUAGAACUGGACCUCAGUAACAACAGCCUGCAGGAUUCCGGAGUGGAGUUGCUCUCUGCUGGACUGAAAUGUUCACACAAUAAACUAGAGAUACUCAGGCUAGCUGACUGUAAUCUUACUGCAACCUCCUGUGAAAAACUCAGCUCAGCUUUAAAACUAACUGAUUCCUCACUUAAAGUACUGGACCUAAGUUACAAUGAAGUGCAGGAUACUGGUGUGAAGAUAUUGUCUGCUGAACUGAAGAAUUCACCCUGUAAACUGGAGGUACUUAGGUUAGCUGGCUGUAAUCUUACAUCCAACUCUUGUGAAAAAUUAACAUCAAUUCUACAAUCUGCAAACUCCCUGCUGAAGGAGCUAGACCUCUGUAACAAUGAUCUGCAAGAUUCAGGAGUAAAACUGCUCUCUUUAAAACUGAAGAAUUCAUCUUGUAAACUGGAGGUAUUGAGACUAGCUGGCUGUAAUCUCACAAUGAAUUCGUGUGAAAAAUUAAUGUCAGCUCUACAUUCAGCAAACUCUUCCAUUAAAGAAUUGGACCUCAGUUACAAUGCCCUGCAGGAUUCAGGAGUGAGGCUGUUCUCUACCAGACAGAAGAGUUCAAACUGUAAACUGGACAUACUCAGAUUAACAUGCUGUAAUCUUACUGCCAACUCCUGUGAAAAACUAGCAUCUGCUCUACAAUCUGCAAACCUACCCCUGAAAGAACUUGAUCUCAGUAACAACAAUGUUCAAGAUUCAGGAGUGGAGCUGCUCUGUACUGCACUGAAAAGUCCAAAUUGUAAACUAGAGAUACUCAGACUAAGUCUGUGUAACCUAAGGGACAAGUCUUGUGAAAAUUUGGGGUUAGUUCUACAAAUGGAAACCUCCCACUUGAAAGAGUUGGAUCUCAGUAACAAUGACCUGCAGGAUUCGGGAGUGGGGCUGCUUUCCACUGGACUAGAGAAUCCACACUGUAAACUGGAGAUACUCAGACUGUCUGGUUGUUUGGUUACCAAGGAAGGCUGUAUCACUCUGGCUUCAGCUUUAAGUGUAAACCCAUCAUACCUAAAAGAACUGGUUCUAACCUAUAAUCAUCCAGAAGAUGCAGGAGUAAAGCUACUCUCUGUUAAACUGGAGGAUUCACUUUACAAACUGGAAACACUCAGGGUGGAGCAUGCAGGACAGAGCAGGAUCAAACCAGCACUAAGAAAAUAUGCCUAUAAGCUCACACUGGACCCAAACACAGCACACAGACGUCUCUCUCUUUCUCAGGAGAACAGGAAGGUGACACGUGCAAGACAUCGGGAGCCAUACCCUGAACAUCCAGAGAGAUUUGAUGAAUAUGAACAGGUGCUAUGUAGACAGAGUCUGACUGGACGCUGUUACUGGGAGGCUAAGUGGAGUGUGAGUGCUGUAAUAGCUGUGACAUAUAAAGGAAUCAGCAGGAAAGGCGGCAGUAAUGACCGGGUGUUUGGAAACAAUAAGACGUCUUGGAGCCUGGACUGCUCUAAUGUCAGUUACUCUGCCUGGCACAAUAUGAAGGAAACUGUCAUACCCACCCCUUCCUCCAGCUCUAACAGAGUAGGAGUUUAUCUUGACUGGAUGGCCGGCACUCUGUCCUUCUACAGUGUCUCCCCUGACACAAACACUUUGACUCACUUACACACAUUCCACUCUACAUUCACUGAACCCCUAUAUGCAGGGUUUAGGGUGUGGGAUUCGGACUCAUCAGUAUGUAUUUGUGAAAUAUAAGAGCAUUCUAUGUGUUUGUGGAAGCGUUUCAGUUAAAAUACACUUCUACGCAUUGAGUUAUAUAAUUUCCAUCACAUCACAGUGCCAGUCCAUCACAGGCAUUUCCUAUCUCUACCAUGUAAAUAGGCAAAAUGGAACAGUAGGAGUCAGUGAUGUCUUAGUAUCCACUCAUGCAACAUAACAUUAUGUUAGUUGGGAUGAAUUUUCAUUGAUGCAUCUGCAUAUUUCCGAACACAAUCUAUAAUUUCUACUUUCAAAUACUGUCUUUCAUGGACACGGCAUCUAACUAGUUUUGAAGACUUGAAAUACCCAACUGUGAAUCUAUUAUUUUGGGCUUUAGAGGAUUUACGAUUUCACAAUGGAGCAUAUGAUGAAAAUUCCCAGUUAGGAAAUCAGGGCCAGAACCGAUUAAACAGUAAAACUAUGUUAAAAUAAACUAUGGUGAGCCUUAAUCAAGAGUAUGAUUAUUCAUUAUAGUGUAAGACUGUGCUGUAAUUAAAAUAUUAACUUUCUGAAUCUUGCUAAUGAAAAAAUGUGAUACUUAUAUAGACAGUGUUAUAUGUUUUUAUGUUUGUAAGUUCUAUAGCAAGAAAAAUACAUUUGGCCUACCCAAUUACACUUAAGUUAGUAUAUUCAAAAGUAGUAUAUUCAAAGGUAGCAUAUACAAAUGUCUUGUACCAUCUCUGUGGAAAUGAUUUUUUUCUCUUAAAAUAUGUCAUUUUUUUCUUUAUAAUGUUGGUUAUAGUUGGUUAAAGCUCUUUAUAUUAAGUGUGAUCAUCUUUAUUUCAUAAUUUGUUACAAGUAUACAGUGCAAGCAAAAUUUGAAUAAUGAUGUGCAGAACAAAUAUGUUGUGUAGCGGCAUCAGUUCUAGAACACAUACAAGAAGAAUCAAGAAAAGAACAUCCCUUUCUACUUCCUUCCCAUCUCGUUUGCAACUGACAGGACAUUCGAAUCAAAUGGAACUGAUAACCCAAUCAAUAUAAGAUAUUUCAGAAAAAAAUACCCAAACAGUUGUGUAUGUGUGAACUACCAAAGAAAAUACACCUCUGGUAGCCAGUCCACAUUUAUGAUUUGAGGAGAAUGGAGAAUUUAAAGAAAUGGCAUGGAUCCCUCAACAUUCUUGGGCUGAUUGUUUUUAAGUUGUUGCAUUUUUGCAAGAGAGCAUUGUAGCCUACUUAUUGUUUGUGUUCUCGCCUGAUGAAUUCUAUGAGAAAAAACACCUUGCUGAUGGAAGAGGUCAGUGUCAAAUAACCAAACAUGCUGACAGGAAGGCUACCUGAAUAACCACUCUUUACAUCUGUGGAGAUUAGUGCACAUCAAACCCUGAGGUGAAGAAGUUAUAACAGCAGAAGACCACAUCAAGUUGAAAGGUUUCUGAAACGUUUGAUAUUGUUAACAUGUUGGUGGUGGUUAAAUGGUGUAAGGAAUGUUUUUGUCAUACUUGUUUAUUUGUCACAAUGUUUUCUUUGCAUAUAUUGAACCCCUUGUAUCACUUGUCUUGGA
Messenger RNA from Pygocentrus nattereri (red-bellied piranha), 5780 nucleotides. Its product is annotated as NACHT, LRR and PYD domains-containing protein 12-like. The coding region runs from base 77 to 4276 and encodes 1399 amino acids. Gene Ontology annotation, molecular function: protein binding. The record is from RefSeq and is a predicted model, not a curated record. The transcript has 16 exons. Lineage: Eukaryota; Metazoa; Chordata; Actinopteri; Characiformes; Serrasalmidae.